AUGGACAACAUGUUGGGAGAAAUCAAAAAAGUGAUGAUGGAAAGUAUGUAUGCAUCGUAUUUCCCUCAAGUAGAGGAAAUGGUAUUGAAAAGGUGGGAGAAAAUGAACAUCCCAUUGCAUUGUUUGGGAUUUGCUUUAAGUCCCCGAUUUUACGAUACACAUUAUCUUGAUAAGCUAGCACCGGGUGGAAUACGAAGAAAAGCACCAAACCCUGAUAAAGAAGUUAUACAAGGUGUAAUGCAAGCUUUUACUCGCAUUGCAGAAAAUAGAGAUGUAGAACGAUUAUUACGAGAACAAUUUGCUACUUUUCACAUGAAGAUGGGUCUUUAUGCAUUACCUUCAGCGCAAAUAGAUGUGGUUACAAUGGAAACAAUUGAUUGGUGGUCAACUUAUGGUGCAGAUACACCGAAUUUAGUUGUACUAGCAAAAAAAAUAUUGUCACAACCCAUAAGUAGUUCUUCAGCCGAAAGAAAUUGGAGCAUGUAUUCCUAUAUUCAUAGUGUGAAGAGAAAUCAGCUUAACUGUGCAAGGGCUGACAAACUUGAUUUUGUUCAUUCAAAUAUCCGUUUGACUUCAAGAUUAUCUGAAGCUUAUAAAGAGGGACCAUACAAGAAAUGCAAUAUGAAUCCCGAAUCAACAUACUUGGAAGGCUCAACUUCAUUGCUAGAAGAUAUGGAUUGGGAAGAACUGGAGGAGGAUGAAGACAAAGAUAGUGGAAAAGGAAAAAAACAAAGGGUGAACUAA
This is a messenger RNA of Lactuca sativa (garden lettuce), 744 nucleotides long. NCBI's taxonomy places the organism in Eukaryota, Viridiplantae, Streptophyta, Magnoliopsida, Asterales, Asteraceae. The record is from RefSeq and is a predicted model, not a curated record.